This is a messenger RNA of Nanorana parkeri, 1037 nucleotides long. It is a transcript of the gene RBKS, whose product is annotated as ribokinase. The record is from RefSeq and is a predicted model, not a curated record. Gene Ontology annotation, biological process: D-ribose metabolic process. The transcript has 8 exons. Gene Ontology annotation, molecular function: ribokinase activity. Lineage: Eukaryota; Metazoa; Chordata; Amphibia; Anura; Dicroglossidae. Bases 63 to 1007 code for a protein of 314 amino acids.
CUUUGUACUGACCAUACUGCUUCUGUCUCCGUUCACAGCCAGUUCCUGCCUCGUACAGCGCCAUGGAUCGAGACGCCCCCCCAGAGGUGAUUGUGGUUGGGUCAUGUAUGACUGACCUCGUCAGUGUGACUCCCCGUCUACCUAAAGCCGGAGAGACCAUACACGGCAGCAAGUUUUUCAUCGGGUUCGGAGGGAAAGGAGCAAACCAGUGUAUACAGGCGGCCAGGCUAGGCGCACGGACCGCCAUGGUGUGCAAGGUUGGAGAAGAUUCCUUUGGGAACAAUUACAUUGAGAACUUUAAGAACAAUGAUGUGUGUACAGAUUUCGUGGCUCAGACAGCGGCAGCGGCCACCGGAGCAGCGAGCAUCAUCGUCAAUGCAGAAGGUCAGAACGCCAUUGUGAUCGUCGCUGGGGCCAACCUACUGCUGGAUUCCGGAGAUUUGGCAAAGGCCUCUGGUGCCAUUGGAGGUGCCAAGGUGGUGGUGUGCCAGUUGGAGAUAAGUCCACAAAUGUCCUUGGAAGCUUUAAAAAUGGCGCACAAUAGUGGAGUGAAGACUAUCUUCAACCCGGCACCGGCCAUAUCGGACCUGGAAGAUGAAUUCUUCACCCAUUCGGACAUCUUCUGCUGUAAUGAGAGUGAGGCGGAGAUCUUAACAAAAAUUUCGGUGGCCGGCCCCGAUGAUGCAGGAAGAGCGGGACGUGCACUGCUGGAGCGAGGCUGUCAUCUGGUCCUGGUGACUUUAGGAGGGGAAGGAUGUGUCAUUGUCUCAAAAGAUGACCCAACUCCGAAGCACAUAGCCACGAAUACGGUCACUGCGGUGGACACCACGGGCGCUGGAGAUAGUUUUAUUGGGGCGCUGGCCUUCUACCUCGCCCAUUGUCCUCAUCUCAGCAUGGAAGAAAUGGUAAAGAGGUCAAACCACAUUGCGUCAGUGAGCGUCCAGUCGGCAGGAACGCAGACAUCCUAUCCGUACAGGAAGAACCUUCCUCAGGAUAUCUUCUCUUAGAGGAAACCGGCCCGCUGUCUCUCCUCCAUG